UUAAACAUGGAGCUCACUAAGGGGAUGAAAUAAAGGCAGCGUGAAGGUUUGGCACUCAGCAUUAACUGACUUGUAGUUUCUAAACAGGUUUUUAGAUUGAAAAGCAUGGGUGGGUGAUCAUAGCACGGUAUCUACUGUAUAUUAUAAGGAAACCAUAAAAAUGUUCUUUCCCUUCUCCUGGAUCCUGGGAAUUUUUGAAUGGAUUAUUUUAGAUUCCAACCCACUAGACUGUUUCUUUCAAGGUCUUGUGGGUGCCUGUGGUAUAGCAGUGCUGUGCAACUUGUUGAGAGUCUACAACUUUAUUCAAACAUGCAGUGAUUCUGAGACUGAAACUGAAAGCAAACAGAACUCCUCCUCAACUGGCAGUCGUCUGAGAGGAAACUGGACCACAUCUCUCCAGUUCUGGUUCCUGACGGUCCUUCUGUCUCUGGUGGGAUCGAGGGUUUCCUCUCUGAUCGUGCUGGAGUUUUCUCUCAGAGCUGUUUCUUCCUGGGCAACAGCACGACUGGAUGCUGAUGGCAGAAGCCUGGAGUUGCUGCUGAUCCAGAGCCAGUUCACUCUGGGUUGUGGGCUCUCCUGUACUCUGGGCUACCUCCAUCAGGGGGCUCCACACAGCUCCCUCAGCCUCUUUCUGGCAGCUGCUCUCAGCUGGGCACUGGCAAGUGUCAGCCACAGUCUGUGGAGCCAUGUGGCCAGACUCUACCCACUUCAUAGCACAGAGCAUCACUGUGGGAAGUGCAUCACCCUCCUGGCCUCCGGACACACCAUACUGGCUUCACUGCAAAGAGCGGUUGUCUUGGUCUUCGCUCUAGCAGCUGUGGCUUCCACCGCCACGGUUUAUGACCACUUCCUGUCCCAGAAGGAUGCACUCAAGUUUUGGACUCCAUUGACGCUUUGCUACUCCAUCCUGGUGGUCUACGUCCAAGGUGAUUGUCUAGCCUUGUAUAGAGAGGAUCAGCAGCGUAAGCCCGGCACAGAAGCUCUGUUUCACACUGUGGUGCUACGGCUGGGAGCCCUGCUGGUGCUGGUGCUGACCGUGGACAACUGGUCCGAUGUACUCCACGUCCUCAUCACUUUUCUGGGGGAAGCGGUCAGCCUGCUGCCCUCUCAGGAUCUACUGAGAGCCUCGUUACAGGAAGAAGAAGCUACACGCGUAAGAAAAUAUCAACCGAACUUCAAUCACAAAUUGAAGGAUCGUAGGAUGGACACAUCAUCAGAUGACAGUUGAUGGAGCACCCAAAAUCUACCACGAAACCGGACACUACCUCGAAUUUCAAUGAAUCCUAAUAACACUGUUUACAUAAUAAAAGAAUACACACUUGAUGGCACUAA
Molecule: messenger RNA, 1332 nt
Organism: Gymnodraco acuticeps
Lineage: Eukaryota; Metazoa; Chordata; Actinopteri; Perciformes; Bathydraconidae
Product: transmembrane protein 82-like
Exons: 6
Coding region: 161-1228 (355 amino acids)
Source: RefSeq, a predicted model, not a curated record